Messenger RNA from Effrenium voratum, 3180 nucleotides. NCBI's taxonomy places the organism in Eukaryota, Dinophyceae, Suessiales, Symbiodiniaceae. The record is from the annotation of a GenBank genome assembly.
AUGGCGGAAGCGGGCAUUUCAAAGCAAGCCACUCUGCUGCCGGUGACAGGCUACGACCCCUUCCGGCUCUACUUCGACGUGCCCGUCUGGGGCGGUUGGCACGAGCUUCGGGAUCCCAUCUCCCAGCGGAGAUACUGGAACAAUGUCAACUCCAUGCUGACCACCUGGAGCUUAGUGGAGCUGCUGCGGCUCAACGGACUUGAGGAGUUCCUCCUGCUGGGUCAGUGGAGCCUAUUCUCCGUAGUGCCGGAGAGAAUGGAGGAGUAUGAAGAUCCAAAUCUUCGGUACAACGUCUUCGACAACACCGAGCUAUCGGGCCAGCCGCUCGUGGUCCUGAAGCCUGGGGAUGUCUUUGCCGCCACCUGCAUGCCCAAGCCAGGCAUCGUGGAGAUCCUUCUGCCGGACGCGGAUUCCGUGGCAAAGCUCGGCUAUGGCAAGUACCGUUGGCCGCCCGAGGAUGGGAGCCGGUAUCUGCAGUACUUGCCCGCCCGGAUGCGCAAUGAAGACUUUACCGGCAUGGAUGCAGUGGUUGAACCCACCUGGACAGUCCUGGCGGCGGUGCGCGGGCAGGGCCUCUGCGUCACGGAGACCCGAGACCCCCGAAGCCAGGUGCUGGGGUGGCUGCAAGAGGGGGCACAAGUGAAGCUGCACCUGAUCGAGGGCACUCGGGCGUUGUUGGGCUGGCUGGAAGAGGAGGACGCGCACCUGGCGGGGGGCUGGAUAAGUAUGGUGCGCCUGGAUGGGUCCAAUACUCUGCGCCGGAUCUUGGAGGAGACGGAGAACCAAGAGAUACAGCGGGAGCUCCAGGAGCACUUGAAGGAGUUGGAGGCGGAGGGCCUGGAUCCCAUCGAGGCGUUGAAAGAGAUCGACAGCCUGCAGGAUGUGCUGCUCUGCGAGUCCAGGACACCUUCCAAGUCCUCGAAAACUUCCGCAAGGAUGGGAUCCAAGCUGAGCGCUCGUGGCUCGAAGCUCGACAGGAGGAGUCUCAGGAGAGGAUCCCGAGGCUCGCGGGGCUCAACCUCCAGGUCGAACAGCCGCCGAAACUCUCGACAUUCCUCGUCCCACUCAAGGCAUUCCCGGCGGAGCUCGGAAGAGGAGGUGCCCUUGCGGCCCCUGGAGCUACCGAAGCUGGCGGAGCAGUUUGUGGGACCGCCAGAGCAGGGGGCGCAGAGGGAGACCGUGAUCGGCGGCUGGCGCCAGGUGACGGACCCCAUUUGGCAGCGGCCGUUGUACGUGUCCCCGGUGAACGGGCGGACCACCUGGGGUGUCAAUGAGGUGAUCCGGACCGGGGGUUUGGACGACCUCUUGCUGAACCGGAGCUGGGAGCUCUGCUGUAUCGAUCCCGAGGCGCUGGAGAUCCAAAAGGCGGAAGAUUGGUACAUGAGCGUCUUCGCCACCCCAAGCCUCUCUGGCGAGCCCAUCGCACGCUGGGAGAAGGGCCGAGUCAUCAUCGUGCAGAUCUUCGACGACAAGACAGGCGUUGCCACUGUCCUGGUCCCGCCCUUGGAGCCCGGCGGCGAAGCGGCCACAGGCUACGUGAGCUACGCCAUGCGGGACGCCCGGCCGCUGAUGAAGGCGCUGGUGGCGCCUUUGGAGGCCUGGCCGGAGAUCCCGGAGGGCCAGCUCCAUCCAGGCGCGCAACCCCCGGAGGGCGAGUUCCUGGAGGGGCCCUUCUUCGCGGUGCUGCCGCUGGGCGUGGACGACAUCGAGGUCUCCGUGGGCCAAGACAUCGGCAGCGACCAGUGGGCGCGCAUGCCGAGGGGCUACCGCCUCCGCGCCUUCGCGGAGAUCCUGGGCUUCCGCGCCCGGCUGCCGGACUUGGAGGGCGGCGGCUGGGUGAGUCUUUGCACGCCGCAGGGUGUGCCGCACUUCCGCAAACAGCCGAGCCAAGCGCCGGACAUAGAGAUGCCGGACGAAGUGUCCAGCCGCGGCAGCAAGAGCUCUGCCCGCUCGGCCAGGGUCAAGAAAGGCCCGGUGCCAGUGGUGUGGCCCGGGCUUGGCAUCUGGUGGCCGGAGGAGAAGCCGGUGCAGGUGCAGGCGGCGCCGCCGCCCAAGACGCUGCCCGAGCUGCUGCGGAACUUGGGCACGGGGCGGGCGCUCUGCGACUGGCGGCGCAUGGCGUUGCCGCCAUACAAGGAAAUGGUGUGGAAGAACUGCUACGCCCCCUCCACGACCAAGCUUCAUGACUUGCUGAGGCUGCAGAUCUGGAAGCCCGCGGUGGUGGAGGCCAAGUGGCUUCACAUCCGCGAGUCCGAGGAUGAGAGGAGCCGGCGCAUCGUCUCCAUGCCUCAGGGCGCCUGCGUCAUCACCCAGUGGGUGUCCCCCAGCGGUGCAGUGCGCGUCUUGGUGCCCACGGAGGAGAACGAUCCCAACCCAGGUGUGGGCUGGGCGGAUCUGGGGGGUGCGGAGGGCGCCCACGUGGUGCUGCUCACCGAGGGCCUUGACUUCUGGGUGGAGCCUCAGGGCUGCCACGUGGCAGAGGAGGACCAAGAGGACGAGAACGCCUUCUACCCCACCCUGCUGCCGCUUCGGGCGAGCCCGGACCCCGAGAGCGCCGCCGUGGGCGCGCUGCAGCGCGGGGACGUGGUGCAGGUGGCGGAGAUUUCCGGACGUCUGGCACGAGUGGUUCGCGUCAAGAGCGUGGAGGACAGCGAGGAUGCCUUAGGCGGCUGGCUGGACCUUUACACGGAAGCCGGCUGGUCCUGCCUCCGGCGCCGCUUCCUGGGCCAAACGCACCCGGAGGAAGUCAGGCGUGCAGAGAUGCGGGAAGAAGCCCAGAAGGUGCUCGUGCAGCUCUCAAAGGAGAGCGCCCAGACGGCCAGCAAGAAGGAGGAGGAGCUCGAAGAGGAGGAGGAGGCAGAGCUGCCUGCGCUGCUGAAGGAGCUCGGGGAGCUGGAGGCCAAGAGCAUCUACACCCGGGACUGGAGAGAAGCCAUCGAUCCGGUGUGGGGAAGGCGGUACUUUGUGAACAAGUGGUCAGGACAAGUGAUCCACAAGCUCACGCGCUACGGGGUCGCGGAGGCGGCCGUAAAGCUGACGGUCUACUUCAACAACCUCUCCGUGACCGCCGCCCCUCGCCAAGUGAGGAACUCCCGGAGAGGAAGCUGCAGCAGCUGGAAGACAGCGCCGUCCCAGGCUUCGCCGCGAUCGCGGACGUGCCAGCCAGAGCUGUGUCCGUGA